AUGGCUAAAAUCUCCUCCAAGGCUUCGGCCAAGACUCCUAAGAGCGCAAACACAAUUCCUCCCCAACUGAUCGCCUCCGUUGCUGCUUUCCUCGCCGAGAACUUUCCUCAGACCGCCGCCACUUUCACCAAGGAAUUGAGCCAGUCGGGCAACAAGAGUGACAACAAGAAUGUUUCCUCCCUUCUCGACCUUUUCCAGGCCUCUGCCGUGAAGGCUGCCUCUACCAGCUCCGAGGAGUCGGACGUUGAGAUGGGAGAUGCCAAGUCUUCCUCUUCUUCCUCUUCUUCCUCUUCCUCUUCCAGCUCGGAUAGCUCCAGCUCGGACAGCUCCAGUUCUGACAGUGACGCCGACGAUGAGGACGACGACAAGUCCCCCGUGGCCCCCGUCCCUGCCAAGAAGACCUCCGGCGUGAAGCGCAAGGCCGAGUCCAGCAGCGAGUCUAGCAGCUCCUCUUCCGACCCAUCUUCGGAGUCUGAAGAUGACAGCCCCAAGGCUAAGAAGGCCAAGGUUUCCCCCAAGGAGUCACCCAAGAAGGCCACCAAGGAAGAUUCCUCUUCCUCUUCGUCUUCGCCUUCGUCUGAUUCCUCGUCCGAUUCAGCUUCCUCUUCUUCUUCGGACUCUUCCUCUUCCUCGGAAUCCUCCAGCUCCGAGUCUGAUUCCUCCAGCUCUUCCGACUCCUCCUCCUCCGACUCUGAUUCUUCCGACUCGGAAGAUGAGAAGAAGUCCAAGGUGGCAUUGAAGGCUGCAAAGAAGACUCCCCUCCCCGAAUCUGACUCCGACUCCGACUCCGACUCUUCAUCCGACACCAGCAACACCCUCGAAGCUGCACCCGUUGUUGUGGAGAAGACCGUUACGUUCGAGGCCCCCUCUUCCAGCGCCAGCCCUGCUCCUUUCAACGGCCAAGGCAAGAAGAAGCACACCGGAGCCCGCCCUACCCCCCUUGCCCUGCUCAGUGAGCUGCCCCACGACCACCCCUCCAACGACUACAUGUCGUACGCAUACGCAGACCGCGCGUUUGCCGAUCUCUCCGUGACCCGCGGCAAGGGCUUCACCAAGGAAAAGAACAAGAAGAAGCGUGGUUCCUACCGCGGCGGCCCCAUUGAUAUCACUGGCGGCAAGUCUUUCAAGUUCGACGACUAA
Molecule: messenger RNA, 1140 nt
Organism: Penicillium antarcticum
Lineage: Eukaryota; Fungi; Ascomycota; Eurotiomycetes; Eurotiales; Aspergillaceae
Product: nucleolar and coiled-body phosphoprotein 1 family protein
Exons: 2
Coding region: 1-1140 (379 amino acids)
Source: RefSeq, a predicted model, not a curated record